GUCAGAGGUUAAAGUUGAAUCGAGUGAAAACAUGGUCGAACACGGGGACAUCCGCGUGGUUCACCGAGGUGGCAGUAAAAUAAACUACAGGCAGCCUGUCAUAACCAACGAUUCAAGGUUGCUGCUGUGCGCCUCCGGACACUCCGUGAAAGUGUUCAGCACCUCCACGGAGGAGUGUGUGCACGACCUGCGGGGACACAGCGACCUGGUGACCGGUGUGCUGCUCAGACCCUCCAACCACCUGCAGGCCUACUCUUGCUCACUAGAUGGCACUGUCCGCCUUUGGGACUUCACAGAUGGCAUCCUCAUCAAGACAUACGAGAUUGGAUACUCAAUUUACUCCAUCCACACCUCUGCAUUCCACAAAGGGGUCGUCUUUAUAGUUACCUCUACGUUAAGUGAGAAAAGAUCUGAGUCGUUCCAGCUGGUUGCAGUGCGUCUUCCGCAGAGUGGAGAUCAGGUGGUUAAGGCCCAAGAGCUUUCUGCUGUUAUCAGUGACGUCAGUUCCAACCCGGCAGCCAUCGUCUUCGGCAGAGGGGGGGAAUACGUUGCUUCAGCUAACGGUUUGCAUCUGGAUGUCUUCUUCUUCAAAAAGACGAAGACGUACAGGUUUUUCCUCAAAAAAGACAACAAAAAAGGGGGCAAGAACACGUUCAUGUGUGUUGCCGCUCACCCAAAAGAUGACUGCAUCGCCACCGGACACGAAGAUGGAAAAAUCCGCCUGUGGAGAAACUUCAACCACAAGAAAGAGUACACGUACUCCACCAUGCACUGGCACAGCAAUGCAGUCAGCUCCAUGUGCUUCACACCGGAAGGCACCAACCUGUUGAGCGGCGGCGUGGAGUCGGUUCUCGUCCUGUGGCGCUACAGCGACGUGAGCCAGCGGGACUUCCUGCCUCGCUUGGGUUCCGCCAUCACACACAUCGGCGUGUCACCUGACGGAGCGCUGUUCUCCACCUCACACAGUGACAACAAGAUUAACCUCAUCCAAGGUUUUAAAGUGUCUGCUGUCAUUCAGGGCUUGGUCACAGGAGAAAGUGUUGAGACCGACCUGAUGGUGGACCCACGCAGCAAAUCCUUGGUUCUGAACGGGAAACCAGGCCACCUGCAGUUUUACUCCCUCCAGAGAGACAAACUUCUGUACAACCUGGACAUCGUGCAGCAGGAACACAUUCAUCAGCUGGGCCUGCAGCAGUUUAAGGUGGUUAAAGUGUCCUCCGACGCCUCCGGCAGCUGGAUGGCGACGGUGGAAGAGCGAAACCGGAACGCUGCCGAGCUGGAGCUCAACCUGAAGCUGUGGGCUUUUGACGAGCAAACUCAGAGUUUUGUGCUGAACACGACCGUCUCGGCCCCACACGAGUCCCGGAUUACGGCCAUGUGCUUCUGCCCGGCCGCCGCCAGUCAGACCCCCACGCUGAUCUCCGCCAGCGCCGACGGACACUUCAAAGCCUGGCAGCUGCCCCCGUCAGCCCCCGCCGAGGACGGAGGUCCUUCCUGGUCAUGUGACUUCGUGGGCUCUUACCGCGGCCUGGUGCCACAGUGCUGCUGCUUCUCGGCCGACGGCUCUCUGCUGGCCCUCAGCUUCCAGGAGGUGGUGACUGUGUGGAGCCCGGCUUCCUGGGAGCUCCUGACUACUCUGUCCCAGCCGCCCAAAGCCAUCAGGAAUCUUUGCUUUGGGCGACUAAGCUGUUCAAAGUACCUUCUGGGAACCACCGAGGACCACCUGCUGUGCUGCUGGAACCUCCUCACCUGCUCGUUGGAGUGGAGCACCUCCAUGGACAUCAGCCUGCUGCUGAGUGACCCCCUCACCGAGAACAUCGCAGCCUUCUGCUGCCACGCUGGAGCCACCGACUUGUUUGUGUUUAAGCCCAGCGAGCCCCGGCCCCUGUUUUCCCAGAAGGCCGUGUGCUCGGGGAAGGUCACGCACGCCGUCUUUGCCCCGAGGGAGGAGAUGCUGGAGAGCUGUGAGGAGAGCAGCCAGUGGCUCAACCGCUCCCAGCUGUACUUCCUCACUGAGUGCAUGGACCUCAUGACAUUCAGCACGAAGGCGGAGGAGGACAAACUGAUGGCGUCCAGCAAACAGCUUGUGAUGGAUGACAGCGUUGCCAUGACGCCGUUCUACCUGCUGCUGGGGAGGCACCAGAAAGGAGGAGGAGGAGGAGGAGACGCUGUGAGCGGCGAGGCGUUGGAGAGGCCUCCUCUGCCUCAGGGCUCCGGGGCCAUCAGAGAGCUGCUGCGGACCCCCCCCCACGUCCUGCCCUCCACCGCCUUCCUCUGCUCCAUCUUCGUCAAGUCUCUGCUUGUCUCUGUUGGCGACGUCAGCGAGGAAAGUAAACACGCAGAGGAGGAAAUGGAGAGUGAGAAAGAGGAAGAGGAUUCGGAUGGAGAAAUGCACUCCAGCGCCUCGAGACCGGGGCACGGGUCACAUGGUCCGUCGGCUGAGCCAGCAGCCCCCGCUCUCUCAAAAGCCCAGCUGAGAGAACUGAGGCGGGUGAAGAAACUGGACCACAGCUGGCUCUCAGGCCUCCUGCGCUCCUGAACACCAGCGUGGAAGAAGACAUUCACACAGAUAUGAAACGUUAGUUUUUAUUCAUUUUGAUCUCCACACAAAUCAUCAGAAUGGAUUCCUUGGAAAGAACAAAACGAUGUCCACGUUUAAACGCGUCUCCUUGCAAUCGCACCACAGAAAACAUUUGAUUGCACAAGUUUCUGCUCCUUUUGGCAGCAAUUGGUCAUAAAUUCUCCCUGAACGGAGGAGGUUGGAAUCUGGUGUAAACCAGCAGGUCUUUCCACACACAGUGACGUAUGUUAGUUGAUAAACAUACACAACAGUUUUUAGCGUGUUGUUUUAUGUAAUAGCAUGUGAUCUGUGUAUUUAGCUGCAGUUGUAGGGGGGGCCACCAACAUGACCCUUCAUAGACUGACUCACAGCAGCUCUGUCAGACGUCUGCAUUCAUCAGCAGUUUGGACUCUUGAGUGAACCUGACUCCCUUUGGGAUGCAGCUGUACAUAUAGAUUCCCUUUGGUUAAAUGGCUGCUUUGUAUGCAUACACCUUUUUAUAAAUGUAAUAAACCAGCUUUUCCUCAAUCUUUGCUUGUACUUUUAUCUAACACAUUUAUUUUAAACGUCACGAUGCUGUAAAGUCUGAGGCAAACCUCAAAGUCCUGAGCAAGCGGCCUCUGAAGGAAGAGGUCAGCGUUUCGUAAGGCGGCACGUUUUCAUUUCAGCUUUUCCCUGUUCCUUCCUCUCUCGAGGUCAGCCUUCCCUACAGAGGAAGUCUUUGUGCUUAUGAUCUGUUAGACGUUGAGCUUGAACAUCAUUGGAUCCUCAGAGCUUAUCUGUCACUUAUGUGAACUCAGAUUGUAAAGCAGAAAAAUCCCGUUCAUUGACCUUUUGAUUCUUUGUGGUUAAUUUGGUUAAUUCUGAAAAAUCAAAGUGAUCUAGUUUACAUUGAGUUCAUGUUCAUGUGGACAGUCUUUGUCCACCACUGAUGCAUUUAAAGUAAAAUGUAACUCAUGGGUUAUAAUUAGGGCCGGGAC
Pungitius pungitius (ninespine stickleback) is the source of this 3540-nucleotide messenger RNA. RefSeq names its product WD repeat domain 75 (gene wdr75). Gene Ontology annotation, molecular function: RNA binding; protein binding. The coding region runs from base 32 to 2539 and encodes 835 amino acids. Gene Ontology annotation, biological process: positive regulation of transcription by RNA polymerase I; positive regulation of rRNA processing. The transcript has 21 exons. The record is from RefSeq and is a predicted model, not a curated record. Gene Ontology annotation, cellular component: nucleolus. Lineage: Eukaryota; Metazoa; Chordata; Actinopteri; Perciformes; Gasterosteidae.